Molecule: messenger RNA, 912 nt
Organism: Mastomys coucha (southern multimammate mouse)
Lineage: Eukaryota; Metazoa; Chordata; Mammalia; Rodentia; Muridae
Gene: Enosf1
Product: enolase superfamily member 1
Biological process (GO): carbohydrate catabolic process
Molecular function (GO): hydro-lyase activity; magnesium ion binding
Source: RefSeq, a predicted model, not a curated record
AUGGCUAGAAAGUCCUGGAAUCCUGAAGAAGUAAGCUCAAAUACCAGUGAAAAGAAUGGACUUGCUGGCAAGUACACAGACCCUGACUGCUCAGCUGCCUAUGUUGUCACAGAGGAUUCAGAAGAUAGACUCAAGGGCUAUGGCAUUAUGUUCACUUUAGGGAAGGACACAGAAGUUGUUGUCAGUGCUGUGAAUGCCCUUACCCACUACGUGCUUCAUCAGAAGGAUCUCAGGGAUAUUGUUGGUGACUUUAGAGGUUUCUGCAGAGAGCUCACAAGUGAUGGGCAGCUCAGACUGAUGAUGGAUGCCAACGAGCAUUGGGAUGUGCCUCAGGCAGUGGAGUAGAUGUCAAUACUAGCUGAAUUCAAGCCAUUGUAGAUUGAGAAGCCCACAUCCCAGAAAAACAACAGCCAUGCAACUAUUUCUGAGGCCCCAUUAGGAAUUGGCAUUGCCACAGGAGAACAGUGCCACAACAGAAUGAUGAUUAAGCAACUCCUACACAUGAAGGCCCUGCAGUUUCUUCAAAUUGACAGCUGUAAACUGGGGAGUGUCAAUGAAAACCUCACAGUAUUACUGAUGGCCAAAAAGUUUGGAAUCCUCGUCUACCCCUAUGCUAGUGGAGCUGGACUUGAACUGGUACAGCACUUGAUUAUAUUUGACUAUAUAUCAGUCUCUGCCAGCCUUCAAAACAGGAUGUGUGAAUAUGUGGACCAUCUGCAUGAACAUUUCAAAUAUCCUAUGGUAAUCAAACAUGCUUCAUAUCUGCCUCCCAAGUACGCAGGCUACUCAACAGAAAUGAAGGAAAAAUCUGUAAAGAAACACCAAUACCCAGAUGGAGAAAUCUGGAAGAACUCCUUGCUGCUCAAGAUUUAUGUGUUCAGGCCUAACCCUAACACUUUUUGUCUGAAGUGA